GGAACAACUUUGUUAAAAUUCUCUGAUUGCUUACAGUUCUUUGGACUCACAACCACGUAAAUUUCAGUUUUCAAAAUUUUAGUGUAAAACCAUUCAAACUUCUAAAUUAUGGUUGAUUACGCUGUUAUCAAAUUUGAAUGAACAUUCCGAACCGGUUUAUCUACGAAGAUGAUCUCUCAUUGAAGUGCUAUUGAAUUUUUCUCUUUUCUAACUAAUCUACGCUUUACACGCCAGACUUGAUAAGCAACGAAGGGACCAUGGCAAACGAAUCGGAGAAGUUAUUCCUGCUCGAGGUUCUAGUCGACAAAGUCGUUGUUCAAAAGACGGGAAGCCUAAUGGAACGACUUGAAAGCCAGAACGACUGGGGAACAGGAGAGCUGUGUGUAACAUUCCAGUUUCUCGACUAUCCACAUCUGGAAAUCUGCGAGAAGGAUUUCGCUUCAAAGACGGAAGAAAAGUCCGACACCAAAACGAGCUUUAAGAGUGGUAAAUCGUGCCUUUUCGCGGUUCCCACAAACCAGCUCGAUGCGUUACCAGAGGAAUUCGCCUUAAACGUCGGAGUGUUGCGUAAGAUGCCAACAGGAGUGUUGCCUGACAAACUUCUAAUUGCUCAAACCAAAAUAGAACUUAUAGAGCCUCUUUGCAGCAUCAUCAAGGAUUGUACGUGCAGGGGAAAUGACGUGCCGGUAUCAAGAACAAUCAAGGACUGCUUCAGCCUAAUGGACCCAGCUGGUACGAAGACAAUAGGUUCAAUCUGCGUCUUCGUGAGACUCACCUGCUGUGGCAAGUCCAUUGUGACGCAGUUUCAAGUGGGCGGAGAAACUGAGCAAGCUACCCUGUUCAAGGGCAACGAGAGUAACAAAGUGUACCAGUUCACCAAUGUGGACGGCGCAAGUGGCCCCACCUGCCACCCGAUCUGCCCCUGGCUUUACCAGCUUCAGCAGAUGCAGCGCCAGCAGACAUGCACCUGUUCGUGCACGGAGCCGACGCCGCCACCUUCGCCGCCCCCGUGCUGCCCUCCGUCUUCGUGCUGCCCCUCGCCUCCGCCUCCACCUCCACCUCCGUGCCGCCCUCCUGCCUGUGACAUCCUGCCAUCGCGCCCAGCACCUGCUGUCGGUGCGGGCGGCGAGUGCUACUGCUGUGAUGCCAGCACUGCAGAUUCCGAGCUUCCACAAAACCUGUAUGAAGAGAUUGGCGCUGAGAUCAAUGGACACACACUCACCAUCAGGGUAAAGAAGGAUAAGAAGAAUCAGUUUGAAGAUGAUGAUGAUUAUGGCGAGGACAUGUGUUGCCCAUCAAAGGACGACGUAUGCUGUGAGCCACAACUACCCUGUCCCAAGUGCUCUGCCCUGGAGAUACGACCCUAUGGUAUAAAGGACGCAGCAGGUUUCAAGAUGAAAUUCCCACAGAAGGGGACGCAGCACCUGUGCUACAAACUCAGAGGCUGCCCAAAUGCCCUACAACAAGGGGUGCCCUGCGAUAAAUGUGUGGCCCCCGGAGACUACGACCAGGAGGCUUUUGUGCUACGAAUUGCAAAGGAUCGCAAGUCACACCUCGAAUUUGAGCUGAAGACACCAAAGAAAAAGGAACCAGAACCUCCAAUAACAACGGAAAACAAGGACACACAAUACCAGCUAUCUGACCUAAAAGUGGGUUCUGGGAAAAAAGGUAAGAAGAAAGGAAAGUAGAAGGGAUUUCCUGCUGAAGCACAUUUAUAUUGCCAGGCAGCAGACCAUCUCAUAGCUGACAGUAACAGAUGACAGCUAACUGCUGAUGUUACAGAACUGCUGUGGGUUUGUUCUUCAUCGUCAGUCUCUGGAUCUGCUAUCCUUCUUGGUCAUACUUAAUAGUGGGAAAUGGUGAGCAAUUCACAUUCAGUUGACCAGUUCCUGGUCUGGAUACACCUAAUAGAUUGAGAUAUGCCUGAAAGGAAGCAGCUGACAUGGACGUUCAUUACAGGGAAUACUUGUGUAUGUACAGCACCAUGGCUGUAUGAGGAGAAAUGCAACUGAAGAGCAAUGCAUGGAACACUUUAAAAGCAUUGGGAAUAGCUUGAGGAACUCCGCAGUAUUUUCAUUACGACAAACCAUUCAACUGGAGGAGAUAUGGAAACAAUUUUUAUUUGGCCAGUCAAAGCAAUAUAUUUUGGUUCUACAUCUGUUUUUGUAAUCUGCGUACUAAUUUGGCAUCAAUAAUUCAACACUGCAAGCAAAGCUGUCUGAACAUGUAAAACACCUGAAUGAAUCAUUGAUAAAAUCACAUUAGAAAAAUAUGACAUUAUUCUUUUAUCUUCUUAUGAUUUUGUCAAAUGACAUAUUGGUAUUUUAUGUUUGUAAUAAUUUUGUCUCAUCCCGUUUUUGUUUAUUUCACUUAAUCCCCAUAUGCAACAAAUGUGUAUUAGCAACCAUUAUUUUUGGGUCCACUGUGUGCUGUUUGCCAUUCAUUUUCUUAGACUAUUACUAGCUUACCUCUUAGUUUAAACAUAUAUUUUUAUUUGCUAUGAAAUAUCUGGUUGUUCUCUGAAGUUUUGCUUCUCAUAACAGAAAAGAGAACUAAAUAAUUUAAUGUUUCAUUCUCGGAUACUGACUCUUUAAAUUAUUUUUUUGUGUGUAAUUAUUAUGGACAGAACUGUCACUGUAAUUACAUUCUUUAUGAUUGUGAGAAUCAUCCAUGGUGUACUGUGAUGGUCUGAAUUUUAAAUAUACUUUUUUCCAUA
Schistocerca gregaria is the source of this 2716-nucleotide messenger RNA. RefSeq lists its product as uncharacterized. The transcript has 8 exons. Gene Ontology annotation, biological process: cytoplasmic microtubule organization; positive regulation of cytokinesis; mitotic spindle midzone assembly. The coding region runs from base 258 to 1688 and encodes 476 amino acids. The record is from RefSeq and is a predicted model, not a curated record. Lineage: Eukaryota; Metazoa; Arthropoda; Insecta; Orthoptera; Acrididae. Gene Ontology annotation, molecular function: microtubule binding. Gene Ontology annotation, cellular component: mitotic spindle pole; centrosome; midbody.